AUGCAGACAUGGCGGCGGUCCUUCGUCACGUCUGCUGCGCGACUCAACGCUAGCUUCUCAUCACGGCCUGGACCAGUCACGAGGCGAUGCGCGCAGAUCCUUGAGGCAAGCAAGGCGGACGGGCCGUGUGGCCUAGAAGACCAAGAGGUCAAGGUCAGUGGCUUUGUUCGAUCAGUCCGCAAGCAAAAGCGGUUUGCUUUUGCGGAAAUCUCAGAUGGCUCGACAAUCGAGCCAUUGCAAGCGAUUUUGAAGCCGGCGCAGGCCGCGGAAUUAUCUACAGGAACGGCUAUCGAGAUAUCAGGCAUUUGGAAGGCCUGUCCGCCCGGCAAGGAACAAACACACGAGCUCCAAGCUACCAACGUGACCGUAGUGGGGAGCGCGAAUCCAGAGACAUACCCUAUACAGAAGAAAUACCACAGUCCCGACUUUCUGCGCCAGAUCCCUCACCUUCGCAUCCGCACACCCUUCCAGUCUCUUCUCGCGCGGUUUCGGUCAGAAUGUCUGUUCCAGUUAGGCUGUGUCUUUCACUCCCGCCCCGAGGGCCCUUUCACCCAAGUGCAACCUCCGAUCAUUACAUCCUCCGAUUGCGAAGGAGCUGGGGAAACGUUUACGUUGCUUCCGCGCGGCGGUGUCACGUCAGACGGGAGUGAGACCGAUCACUUUUUCCGAUCGCCAAAGUACCUCACGGUGUCCUCUCAAUUACAUCUCGAAGCGUAUGCGGCGGAGUUGGGAAAUGUCUGGACGCUGUCGCCGGUUUUCCGAGCCGAGAAAAGCGAUACCCCCCGCCACCUCAGCGAGUUCUACAUGCUCGAGGUCGAAUCAAACUUUUUGAGCGAUCUCGAUUCGCUCACCAACCUCGCGGAAGAUCUUUUGCGCGAUCUCACCCGCCGAUUGUACGCCUCGCCCGUUGGCCAGGAAAUCUUGACGGCGAAGCGAAGCGGGGAGUCCGGCCAUGAUACCAGCUCGGCGGAGUCCGGGCUGGAUCUACACGCGCGAUGGGAGAUGUUGAUGGGAGGCCCACGGUGGCAUCGAAUCACCUAUACGCAGGCGAUUGAAAUGCUGCAAAGAGCUGUGACUGAGGACGGCGCUAUAUUCGAGCAUCCGCCGUCGUGGGAAGGUGGCCUGCAGACGGAGCAUGAAAAGUAUAUUGUCGAAGUCUUGCAUCAAGGCAAGCCUGUGUUUGUCACCAACUACCCCACGGUCAUCAAACCUUUCUACAUGGCUCCCUCGGCAGGAAAUGAGACGGAAACGCCCGGUGACACGGUCGCCUGUUUUGACUUGCUUCUUCCCGAAGUGAGCGAGGUGGCCGGUGGCUCCCUCCGCGAGCAUCGCUUGCCCAACAUCAUCCAGAAGAUGCGAGAGUACGGGCUGAUCAAGCCUCGUGCAAAGGCGGACGCGGAGACCGCCGCCACCAAUGAACCGUGCUACCCUUAUCUCACCACAGACGAGGAUCUUGGACAUCUGGAAUGGUAUGCUGACCUUCGACGUUGGGGCACUGCUCCCCAUGGAGGCUUUGGACUUGGAUUUGACCGAUUCAUUGGCUACCUGUCCGGGGUCUCCAGCGUCCGGGAUGUUGUUGCGUUUCCGCGCUACUAUGGAAGGGCUGAUUGCUGA
Molecule: messenger RNA, 1614 nt
Organism: Penicillium oxalicum
Lineage: Eukaryota; Fungi; Ascomycota; Eurotiomycetes; Eurotiales; Aspergillaceae
Product: asparagine--tRNA ligase SLM5
Exons: 3
Coding region: 1-1614 (537 amino acids)
Biological process (GO): asparaginyl-tRNA aminoacylation
Cellular component (GO): mitochondrion
Molecular function (GO): nucleic acid binding; asparagine-tRNA ligase activity; ATP binding
Source: RefSeq, a predicted model, not a curated record